CGAUCCGCGAGCGACAUACUUUUGGUGCCACUGCAAACGCCACCUGCGCAGCUGGCCAGCGUUAUACCUUCGCUACGACACGUGCUCAGCCCGAGGCACCAACAGCAGGCGACGCAUAACACCAUGAAGCUCUACUUGCUUGCCACCGCAGUGCAUGCGCUCCAGCUCCCCAAGAUCAUGCGGGGCAAAGGCGCGGCGCCGGACUUAGAGAAGUUACGCUUCUUAAGCAAUGACGACGUCAGAAGUGUACAACAGGACUUUGGGACGCCGACGUACGUCUACGACGCCGCCACCCUCAAAGCGAGGGCCGAGGAAGCGUUAGCGUUUCCCAACGCCUACGGUCUCACCGUAAGGUACGCCAUGAAGGCCUGCCCGAACGGCGCCGUGCUCAAGCUCUUCGAGUCCAUGGGGCUCAACUUCGACGCGUCGUCGACGCACGAGGUGAGAAGGGCGAUGCGCGCGGGCGUCCCCGCGUCGAAAUGUUCCCUGAGCACGCAACAGUUGGAUGACGACGCGAUCACGCUCAUGAAAGAACAUUCGUUGGAGAUCAACUGCUGCUCGCUCUCGCAACUCGAUACGAUCGGCAGUGCCUUACCGGGCGCCAAAGUCGGCGUGCGCUUCAACCCCGGCUUGGGCUCCGGCGGCACGGCCAAGACGAACGUCGGCGGCCCGUCGUCGUCCUUUGGGAUUUGGCAUGAACAAUUUGAUGAGGUAGUAGCACUCGCGAAGAAACAUGACUUGGAAGUGAUCCGGGUCCACACGCACAUCGGUUCUGGCUCAGACGCGGAGGUCUGGAAGCGCGUGUCGUCGAUGUCCCUGGACCUUUGUGAAAGACUAGGUGACUCGGUCAAGACCUUAAAUCUAGGGGGAGGCUACAAGGUCGGGCGCAUGGCCUACGAGACGUCUACCAAUUUACAGGAAGUGGGCAAGCCGGUGACGGACAAUUUUAGGGAUUACAAGGAGCGCACGGGCGUGGAGCUCAAGCUCGAGGUCGAGCCCGGGACGUACCUCGUGGCCAACGCCGGCGCUUUGGUGACCAAGGUCCAGGACGUCGCCUGCACGUCCGGCGCCGCCAAAGGUAAUGAUUUCUUGAAGUUGGAUGCGGGCAUGACCGACGUCUUGCGACCCUCGUUAUACGGGUCGCAGCAUCCCCUCGUUGUCGUGCCGUCCGACGCCGCGAAGGAUGCCGAUGAUGCUACGCACGAGUACGUCGUCGUGGGCCACUGCUGCGAGAGCGGCGACCUGCUCACGCCGGCGCCGGACGAGCCCGAGACUCUCGCGCCGCGGCUGCUCAAGUCGUGCGAGCGGGGCGAUCUGCUGGUCGUCGAGAGCGUGGGCGCGUACUGCAGCGCCAUGUCGACGGCGGGCUACAACUCGUUCCCGACGGCGCCCGAGGUCCUCAAGACCACCAAGGGCGGCUUCGUAUCGAUCAGAAGAAGGUCGACGCUCGACCAGCUCCUCCAGAACGAGGUCCAGGUCGACGCGUCGCAGCUCUAGGGUGGGGUAAAUAGCGAAGUUCUUU
Messenger RNA from Pelagomonas calceolata, 1522 nucleotides. The record is from the annotation of a GenBank genome assembly. Lineage: Eukaryota; Pelagophyceae; Pelagomonadales; Pelagomonadaceae.